UCUUUUUCCUAUGAAUUGUAAUCCUUAUUUUUCCGAGCGGAGACAUUUACUACUCUUUACUGUGAAAGAGUAAAAAUUAGCUUGGCCUGAAAAGAAGGGGCAGUUUGGUGUUAAUUAGUCCAGGGAGAAAAGACGGAUUCAUGCAGUUAAUAGAAACCAUUACUCAUAGGUUAUGCCUCUGUUGUUAAAUUCAGGCCGUCCCUUCUUUGUGAGGUUACAGGGUUCUUUUUAAAUUUAUAUUUCUCCUAUUUAUGUGUAUAUUUAUGUGAGUACACGUGCCGGUGGCAGCCAGAAGAAGGUGAACUGUUCCCAGGAACUGGAGUUACAGAUGUUUGUGAGCCUCCAUGUGGGUGCUGGGAAUUGAACUUGGAUCCUCUGCAAGAGCAGCCAGCGCUCCUAAUCGUUGAGCCCUGUCUCCAGCCUCACAGGCACUGGGAUUAAAGGUGUGUGCUACCACACCUUGAAGUCACAGAGGUCAAUCUCCCUCUGCCUCCCAAGUGUUGGGAUUAAAGGUGUGCGCCACCACCGCCCAGGGCCAGAUGAAGGCUUUUCCGUAGAGAAACAGUGAAGAGCCGACCAGCUCCUGCACUUCUAACACUAUGGCCCUGGCCCAGGGUUCAGUGACGUUCAGGGAUGUGGCUGUGGAUUUCUCACAGGAGGAAUGGGAGUUCCUGGACUCUGCUCAGAAGAGCCUGUACAGGGACGUGAUGUGGGAGAACUACAGCAACUUCCUCUCUCUGGCAGGACCUUCCAUUUCUAAGAGAAAUAUAAUUCCCUUACUGGAUGAAGAUGGGAAGGAGCCUGAGGUAGCUGUGAAAGAAGGGAGAAGAAAUUAUCCCGACUUGGUAUCCAGAUUCAAGACCAAGACUUCAUCUGCAGACAAGGAUAUUUAUGGAAUAUAUUCAUUACAGUGGGAGUUGAUGGAGAAAAUUAAAAGCUCCAGCCUUCAAGGUUCUGGUCCUAGAGAUGAUUGGGAAUAUGAAAGCAGGGCUGAGCGACAAAAGGAACCACAGGAAGGUUAUCUGGGGCAGUUGAAAAUGACCUCUGAGAAAGGCACGUACAGAAAGCACCGUUUCCUUACCGAGUACCAGCAGGUUCAGAAUGGAGAAAAGUUCUAUGAAUGUAAAGAGUGCAAAAAGACCUUUAUCCGCCGCUCAACGCUUAGUCAGCACUUGAGAAUCCACACUGGUGAGAAACCUUACAAAUGCAAGGAAUGUGGGCAGCCCUUCAGACAGCGUGCACACCUUAUCCGACACCACAAACUGCACACCGGUGAGAAGCCCCAUGAGUGUAAGGAGUGUGGGAAGGCCUUCACAGUGCUCCAAGAACUCACUCAGCAUCAGCGGCUCCAUACGGGGGAAAAGCCGUAUGAGUGCAAGGAGUGUGGAAAGGCCUUCCGGGUGCAUCAGCAGCUGGCGCGGCAUCAGAGGAUUCACACUGGGGAGAAGCCCUACGAGUGCAAGGACUGUGGCAAGACCUUCAGACAGUGCACACACCUUACCCGGCACCAGCGACUGCACACUUCCGAGAAGCUGUAUGACUGUAAGGAGUGUGGGAAAGCCUUCGUGUGUGGCCCAGACCUUCGAGUCCAUCAGAAGAUCCACUUCGGCGAGAAGCCCUAUGCCUGUAAGGACUGUGGCAAGUCCUUCAGGAUAUGCCAACAGCUAACUGUCCAUCAGAGCAUCCACACUGGGGAGAAACCCUAUGAAUGCAAGGAAUGCGGGAAGGCCUUCAGGUUGAGGCAACAGCUUGUUCGCCAUCAGAGAAUCCAUACCCGUGAGAAGCCCUACGAAUGUCUAGAAUGUUGGAAGACCUUCAGUAGUUACUCCCAGCUGAUUUCACAUCAGAGCAUUCAUGUGGGCGAGAGACCCUACGAGUGUGAAGAGUGUGGGAAAGCCUUCCGACUGUACUCGCAGCUCACUCAGCACCAGAGCAUCCACUCGGGCGAGAAGCCCUACGCCUGUAAGGAGUGUGGGAAGCCUUUCCGGCUGCUCUCCCAGCUCACUCAGCACCAGAGCAUCCACACAGGCGAGAAGCCCUACGAGUGCAAGGACUGUGGGAAGGCCUUCCGGCUGUACUCAUUUCUCUCUCAGCACCAGCGGAUCCACACCGGAGAGAAGCCCUACGAGUGUAAGGAGUGUAGGAAGACCUUCAGACAGCACUCGCACCUCACCCAGCAUCGGAAGAUCCACAGUGGAACUUAAAACCUCAGUUCUGUGUUAGGUUGCAAAAUAUCAGGAAACCCAUUUUUGAGAAUAAUUUGUUUCAUGCUUAUAAGUAGGCAUAAGAAAGACGGUGUUGCUUUAAAAACCCUCCAUUCUCACUUACAUGUUACCUAUCUUCAGGAAGUUCCUGUGAAAGAAUAAUUUGAUGAAUGUAGGAAAAUCUUUAGCCUUAUCUGUCGCCAUCUCCUUCUAGCUACACUCUUCCCACUGUGAUUCUGGACAGGACACUAAAUAUCAAUGCUUGUUUCCCGCACUGUCGGAAUGGUGAUGAUAGUACCUAUAUGUGUUAUUUAUUGUUAUGUAACAAAUUACUAGAAAACAGUAGUUUAAAUAAUAUACAUUUAGUAUCUAAAGAUUUCUAUAGUUCAAGAGUCCAGGAAAGCCUUAGUUGGGUCUUUGAAGUUGCAACUGAGGCUGGCUUUCAUCUGAAGGCUUAACUAGAGAAGUUAAGUUGAAGAUAACAGGUUAGACACCUGAGGCACCUGAAUUCUUUGAGA
Molecule: messenger RNA, 2722 nt
Organism: Chionomys nivalis (European snow vole)
Lineage: Eukaryota; Metazoa; Chordata; Mammalia; Rodentia; Cricetidae
Product: zinc finger protein 14
Exons: 6
Coding region: 600-2204 (534 amino acids)
Biological process (GO): regulation of DNA-templated transcription
Source: RefSeq, a predicted model, not a curated record